This is a messenger RNA of Branchiostoma floridae (Florida lancelet), 1534 nucleotides long. RefSeq names its product leucine-rich repeat protein 1-like. Gene Ontology annotation, molecular function: protein binding. The coding region runs from base 169 to 1437 and encodes 422 amino acids. The record is from RefSeq and is a predicted model, not a curated record. NCBI's taxonomy places the organism in Eukaryota, Metazoa, Chordata, Leptocardii, Amphioxiformes, Branchiostomatidae. The transcript has 6 exons.
GGACGAGCGGGAGACUUCGUUUUCGAGAAAUCUUCUGGUUCUUGCCUGCGUCUUUGCUCACCAAAGAGGUUAAUUUAGUGGACAGGUGUUUAUACGCAUCAUGUUACGGUAGUCCGAGGAACAUUUUAGUUAUCCUGGGGACCCAUUUUUAGGCUUAAUUAGGACAAUAUGCGCUUGAUUUGUACCGUCGAAGUCAACAACCGGCUGUGCCCCUCCCACAACCUUGCGAGCAGUAAAAGCAAGGGCCGUGGGGGCCAUGCCACUCUGACUCUGGGGAGGAAGCCUGGGUCGGACAGCAAGGAGGGGAUGGUGUUCUUAAUGAUGUGCACGGCCAAGGACAAGACAGGGACCAAGUAUAAGUUGAAGGGAAAUGUGGGACAAAUCUUUGGCAGGUUUGUACAGGAGGGAAAGGCCACCAUCCGCUUCCACCAGCCAGAACAUGACAUCUGUAUCAGCAAGGCAGACCCAAUAAACCUGAAGGCCCUGUUGUCAGCGGUGAAGCUGGCUCACCAUGGACAGGAGAUGUCACGUGCUCAGGUGUCCACCCUCACCCCCGCUAGAGCCUCACAAGUGGAACCUCCCAAAACCAAGAUGACUGUGUCCAAACGUAAAGACUACCCACUCACCAAGUCUUUCCCCAGCUCACUCCUUGAACUGAGAAUAAACCACUGCACUCUCAACCGCAUUGACACCAGAAUCUUGGGUCUGAAGCAUUUGAAGUUGUUGGACAUGAGUGACAACAACAUACGGACCCUCCCGGAGACCAUUGGUGAACUGAAAUGUUUAGCAGAUCUGAAUCUGUCCAACAACCAGCUGACAGAGUUGCCAGGAAAGUUCUUUCAGUCGACACUGAGAAACUCUCUCCAGUCUCUGGAUCUAAGCCACAACCAGCUGAGCCGCCUGCCCAACCAGCUGUGCGCCUGUGUGGAUUUGGUGUCCCUAAAGCUGGACAGUAACCAGUUGUCUGGACUACCUCCGUCCAUAGGAUUGUUGAGGAAGCUGAGAUUUCUCACAGCUACACGCAACCAUAUCACACUACUGCCAGCAUCCUUCUUGAAGCUGCAGCUGGAGACAGUGGACCUGUUUGAGAACCCAUUCCUGGAGGACGGACCGUCCACACUGACGGGAAACCUGACAUUUCCCUCUCUUCUGGAGAUCUCUGCCAGGGUUGUCAAAAAGCACAGACUUCACUAUACUGAAGAAGACUUGCCAAGGACUCUGAUUAGCUACUUGGAUGUAGCGAAAAGGUGCCUGUGUGGACAGCUGUGCUUCGAGAACUUUGUCCGCUUCCUGGCAAGACUGGAUCUACACAGACUGGCACAUACAGUUACUGCUGUGGACAGCCAAGGACGCACACAUGCACCACUGGAGGCUUUCCUAUGUUCAGAAGCCUGCAGUGCCAAGUACAGGAAGCAUCCAGCAGGCUUCUGGAAGUAACCUUUUCUCCCAACAAUUGAAUGUCUUGAUUUAGAGGUCUCCGAGAUCUUGGCAGUGACUUGAAGUCUUAUACUGGUAGAAAUUGUAAAUUUGUUGA